This is a messenger RNA of Phlebotomus argentipes, 3844 nucleotides long. RefSeq names its product multidrug resistance protein homolog 49-like. The record is from RefSeq and is a predicted model, not a curated record. Gene Ontology annotation, cellular component: membrane. NCBI's taxonomy places the organism in Eukaryota, Metazoa, Arthropoda, Insecta, Diptera, Psychodidae. The transcript has 4 exons. Gene Ontology annotation, molecular function: ATP binding; ATP hydrolysis activity; ABC-type transporter activity. Gene Ontology annotation, biological process: transmembrane transport.
AUGAAGAAAUUUACAGUGACUCACCUGAAAGAUCUUCUAAAUCCCUUUUCCGGUAUUGGAAAACUCUUCCAAUUCGCUACAACGACUGAAAAGUGUGUAAUUGUGGCAAUGAUUUGCUUAACACUUGUGUCUUCCUUUGGCGAACCGUGUUCCGUUGUAAUAUACUCCGAAAUCACGGGUUUAAUGGUGGAUCGCUUGAAUUCGAACAGCACAAAAACCAGUGUUUUCUUGCUGAAUCUUUUCGGAGGCGGAAGACAUUUAGAGAACGGAACUGAGGCUGAUCGUAACUCAGCACUUAGAGAAGACGCUUGGGCGACUUUAUUCACUAGUUCUCUCGUGGCUGGCCUUAUGGUCGUCAUCAUGUCAAUUGUGGUGUACACAAUGAAUCUCAUAGCCCUCAAGCAGACGAUGAGAAUCCGCAGGAUGUUCCUGAGAUCCAUGCUGAGUCAGGACAUGACUUGGUUCGAUGCCAACUACACUUUGGACUUGGCCAGCAAAAUUACAAGCAAUCUCGAUCUUAUUCGAGACGCCAUUGGCGAAAAGAUCGUCACAGUGUUUUUGCUCGUUUGUUCCUUUGUUAUUCAAGUAAUAAUGUGCUUCAUAAUGGGAUGGGAAUUAACACUUGCCGUUGCCGGUAUUUAUACAGUGUCGAUGAUUGGUUUUUCGGUCUUCGCGGGAAAGCAGGAAAUUCGCCACAGUGAGAAGGAACUCCAGAGCCAUUCAGAGGCAGGAUCAAUUGCUGAAGAAGUGUUCAGUUCCAUUCGCACUGUUGUGGCAUUUGGUGGGGAGGAGAAAGAAACUCAAAGGUAUGCAGAAAGCCUUGAAAAUGCCGAAAAGUCGAGUCUUUGCAAGUAUUUUUACAUUGGACUGCAGAAUUCGAUCAUGUGGUCUCUCGCUCUCGGUUGGUUUGGGCUCGCUUACUACUUAGGCUUUCAUUUGAUGGUGCGAGACUUUGCGCUGCCAGAAGAAGAGCGAACGUACAAUGUUAUCACCCUUGUGGCCAUAGUCUUUGCCAUGAUAAAUGGAUCGCAAUUUAUUGCAAUGACUGUGCCAAGCCUGGAAGCAAUUAUGUACGCAGCAGGAGCGCUGAAGAACAUAUGUAGAUUGAUUGACCAGAAGUCUACAAUUGAUCCAUUCAACACCGAUGGGAAGACAAUCAAUAAUCUGGAAGGAAAUGUUGAGUUUAGGAGCGUCAUUUUCAACUACCCAGCAAGAAAAGACACAUUGGUGAUCAAAGAAGUUGAUUUUACAGCCAACACUGGACAAACUGUCGCCUUGGUUGGCCAAUCUGGAUCUGGGAAGUCAACGUGUCUUCAACUCCUGCAGCGGCUCUACGAUCCCACCGAAGGAUCGGUCUCGAUCGACGGCGUGAACAUCAAGGAUCUCAACAUCGGCUUCCUGCGCUCGCAGAUUGGCGUCGUGGGCCAGGAGCCCGUGCUCUUCUCCGCCACCAUCGCCGAGAACAUCCGCUUCGGCUGCCCGGAAGCCACGCAGGAGCAGAUCGAGGAGGCGGCCAGGAUCGCCAACUGCCACAGCUUCGUGGAGAAGCUGCCGCAGGGCUACGAGACGAUGCUGGGCGAGAACGGGGCGCAGCUGUCGGGCGGACAGAAGCAGAGGAUCGCCAUCGCGCGCGCCAUGGUGAGGAAUCCCAAGAUCCUGCUCCUGGACGAGGCCACGUCCGCCCUGGACACCACAUCGGAGAGAAUCGUGCAGAAGGCGCUGGACAAAGCCUCCGAAGGACGAACAACUCUCGUCGUUUCCCACAGACUUUCCACAAUUCGAAACGCUGACAAAAUCUUGGUUUUCGAUCAGGGAAGAAUUGUGGAACGAGGAAAUCAUGAUGAAUUGGUGGAAAUUAGAGGAAUCUACUAUAAUUUGUGGAUGACAGGUCUAGCCUUUGGGAAUCCCGAUGAAGAUCAAAUCUCUGCAAAUGAUCACGAUCAGAAAGAUCAGAAACCAAAGGAAUCAAUUGAAUUAACUCCAGAGAAUACUUCACAUCAGGAUAACAGGGAACAUUUAUCCACUGAGGACGACAAAGAAAGAGAAAACAUGAGUAAAAUUAUAAGGAUAAGUCUGAGAGACUGGAAAUUACUCGUUGCAGGAUGCGUCUCUGCCUUUAUUAUUGGCUCCGCACUGCCUUUAAGUGGUAUUAUUUAUGGCAAAUACUUCGAAGCUUUCAAGACAGAAAAUCCGGAAGAAAUUUUAGCCGUUGCCCUAAAAUACACCAUUUACUGUCUUAUAAUAGCAAUUAUGGGUGGAAUUGCUGCAUAUUUCCAAACUUACUGCUUCGGAAAAGCCGGUCUUCGGCUGACAUCCUUGCUGAGAGUGUUGUGCUUCCAGAAGGCAAUGAGGCAGGACAUCAGCUGGUACGAUGACUCCAACAACUCAGUUGGAGCUCUCUCGGCCAGACUUUCCACGGAUUGCGCCAACGUUCAAGGCGCCACAGGAGUGAGAAUUGGAGCAGUUAUGCAAGUUAUUUCUUCACUAUUCGUGGCAAUAAUUAUUGGGCUGAUCUUCAUGUGGAAAGUGGCAUUAGUCAGUAGUGUUGCACUUCCUCUCCUAUGCUUCCUGGCGGUGUUUGAGACUCGAUAUGCCAGAUCAAGUGUCGCAAAUGAGAGGAAAGCGUUGGAAAAUGCUUCAAGAACUGCCGUGGAAGCGAUUACAAACAUUCGCACAGUUGCUGGCUUGGGUCUGGAGAAACACAUUCUCAAGAGAUUUGACAAAGAAAUUGAGAUUGCAGAAGUAAAAGCGAGGCAAAGCACAAGAUUCAGAGGAGCGACUUAUGGUUUGAAUGUGUCAAUAAAUAUCUUUUGCUAUGGAUUUUCAUUUCUAUACGCUGGAAUAUUGUCAUCUCAAGAAGAAGUCGACUAUGUCAAUGUAUUUUUGGUUAUCGAGACAAUUACAUUUGUGGGUUGGAUGAUGGGUGCCACUUUGAAUACAGCGCCUAAUUUGAGCCUGGCUGUCAUGUCAGCUAAAAACAUUUUUAAAUUUCUUGAAACUCCAACAACUUCCAGUGAGUUAACAUAUUAUUCAUCAUUUUCUUCAAGUGACGACUAAUUGAAUAAAUCAUUCUAGCUUUCAUCGAGUGCAAUUUCGUAUGACAACGUAGAAUUUCGUUACCCAACUCGGCCUGAAACUCAAGUCCUGAAAGGACUGAGUCUCCAGAUUCCGCAGGGAAAGACAGUGGCUCUGGUCGGGCCGUCGGGAUGCGGAAAGUCGACUUGCAUUCAACUCUUGCUCCGCUUCUACGAUCCAGAAUCGGGCAGAGUGAAGCUGGACGGAACGCCGAUCAGCGAGUUCUCCCUGGGACGCCUGCGAUCCUACCUGGGCCUGGUUUCCCAGGAGCCUGUGCUCUUCGAUCGCACCAUCGCCGAGAACAUCGCCUACGGAGACAACUCGCGCGAAGUGCCCAUGGACGAGAUCAUCCAGGCGGCGAAAGAGGCUCAAAUCCACUCGGAGUUCGUCUCCAAACUCCCUCUGGGUUAUGAGACUCCUUUGGGAUCGAGAGGGACGCAAUUGUCUGGCGGACAGAAGCAGAGAAUCGCCAUCGCGCGAGCUCUGGUGCGCAAGCCGAAGAUUCUGCUCCUGGACGAGGCGACUUCGGCUCUGGACGCGGAGAGCGAGAAGACGGUCCAGAGCGCCCUGGACAAGGCCAGCGAGAACCGAACCUGCAUCGUGAUCGCGCACAGAUUGUCGACAAUCCGGAACGCGGAUCUCAUUUACGUCUUCGAUCGCGGACAAAUCGCCGAGAUGGGAAAUCAUCAUGACCUCAUGAACCUUGAUGGACUUUAUGCGAAAUUAUAUAAAUCCUCAUAUUAAAAAUUGCGAAGGUCAGUCAAACUUU